Molecule: messenger RNA, 1498 nt
Organism: Daldinia vernicosa
Lineage: Eukaryota; Fungi; Ascomycota; Sordariomycetes; Xylariales; Hypoxylaceae
Product: APC10-domain-containing protein
Exons: 3
Coding region: 1-1248 (415 amino acids)
Biological process (GO): protein K11-linked ubiquitination; anaphase-promoting complex-dependent catabolic process
Cellular component (GO): anaphase-promoting complex
Source: RefSeq, a predicted model, not a curated record
AUGGAGCCUCAAGACAUUGGUAGCAGAGGUGGCACUGCUAGGAACCCUGCCAGCAUCCGUCAACAGCAAGAAGAGUUUCGACGGCGUUUGAUGCGACCAGACCGCGUUUCCCGGGCAUCACCAGGUUACCCCGGAGACCCGAGCCGCGCCGGCGCUGCUGAGACAACCGGCCUAUAUUCUGCCUUAAAUGGCAGUGCAAGGCGUGACUUGCGGUGGGCAAUGGGCUUACAGACACCUCAAGGCUCCGGAAGAGAGCGUUCAGCUUCGUCCCCAGGUGGAUAUGGCUUGCCACAGCCGGCAGUGACCCAAAAUGAACUAUGGCGCGUACUACUUCGGAUUCGGAGUGAGACCGUUAUCGAAGAAGACCAAAGAAGCAACGCAUCUUCUCAUUUCUUGUCUAUUUCAUCAUCUCACCAUUCUGUAGCUCCUACCGAAGAAGAUACCGAGCAUUUUGAAGAAGAUGAAGGCGAAGAUGACAACGGUCAUGAUAUUGAGGGCAUAGAGGGGGACGAGAUAGGGCAAGAAGAAUUGGACGAAGAAGAUGAAGGCCAUGAAGAAGACGACGCAUUUGACGCAUCCCUGGUCGGUUUGAAGGAAAUCAGCAACCUAGCUAGUUUUACGGUCAGCAGCUACAAACCCGGCUGUGGCGUCAAGGAACUUCGAGAUGACGAUGUCAACCAAUUCUGGCAGUCCGAUGGGCCGCAGCCUCAUCGAUUAAAUAUUCAUUUCAUCAAGCGUGUAGAGAUACGCAAGUUUAGACUCUACCUAGAUUACGAGCUCGAUGAGAGUUAUACGCCUACUAAACUCCAAAUCACCGCCGGCUUCAGCCCCAACAUGACCAUUCCGUACACCAUAAUGGAAUUUACCCAGCCUAAAGGUUGGGUCGACGUACCUAUCCAUGGAGCUGGUGGCGGACAUGAUGGCAACUCACUGUGCUGCUGGUUUAUCCGAGUGACCGUGCUCGAAAAUCACCAGAACGGAAAGGAUACGCACAUACGCGGAGUGGAAGUCUACGCCUUAGACGACAGCGCAGAUACUGCAGAGAACAACCCCGUGGAGGACAUGGUCGAAGCAAUCGAUGACUACCGCGAUAGAAUAGCGGCGAUGAACAUUCACGACCACGACGAAGAGGCGAUAUCAAAGCUCGCCGCAGACAAGCGAGAUCGAAAAGCGAAGUCCAAGAAGUAUACCCCUGGAGACGGCGGAUUAAGCAUCCCCGACUUCAUGAGAGAGCCGGAAAUUCGUUAAAGGUAUUUGGCGGGCGAGCUGUGUUUAGCAAGAUGGCGUAUUAAAGCACUAGGUUAAGGCGUUCUGGAAUACUGGUUGAUAACUUACGAUACCCUAUGGCUACUAUGGCUACUAUGGCUACUUGUUUCAUUCGGCGGAACACAUCCACCCAACACUACAAGAGGUAAUUAAAUCAUGUCGAGAUGACCUACAUGUACAAGUUAUUUAUGUUUAGUUAUCAUAUUUAAUACCUAAUUCAUGAACCCCCAGA